GAAAAGAAAACAGCCGUCAAACGUCAUUUCCUGUUCGACGACCCGUACGUGUUUCCUUCUUUCCGUUUCCAAGCGUUAGCUAAAAAGGCAGUACAGUAAAGAUGUUGAUGCCCAAGAAGAACCGCAUUGCCAUCUACGAGCUCCUCUUCAAGGAAGGGGUAAUGGUGGCUAAGAAGGACGUGCAUCUGGCCAAGCAUCCAGAACUGGCAGAAAAGAAUGUGCCUAACCUGCACGUAAUGAAAGCUAUGCAGACUCUGAAGUCCUGCGGGUACGUCAAGGAGCAGUUCGCCUGGCGCCACUUCUACUGGUACCUCACCAACGAGGGCAUCCAGUACCUGAGGGACUUCCUGCACCUGCCGCCCGAAAUCGUGCCCGCCACCCUGCGCCGCCAAACUCGUCCAGAGACCGCGAGACCCAGACCCAAAGGCAUGGAGGGAGACAGGCCGGCUCGCAUGCCCCGUGGAGAAACGGACAGAGACUCCUACAGGCGCUCGGCAGCGCCAGGCGGUGGUGACAAGAAGGCCGAGGCGGGCGCCGGGGCGGCCACAGAAUUCCAGUUUAGAGGGGGCUUCGGACGCGGCCGGGGACAGCAGCCUCAGUAAAUCAGUCUCAUCGCAGAGGCAGCGCUCUCGACCUGCGCAGACAUGUUUUUGUACAUUAAAGUCCCAUCAACCACACCCUGCCUUGUUAUGGUGGAUUUCUUUUCUACAUGUGGCUCCCAGAUUGGCAGGCACAUUACUGCAAUUACUUGUGUUAAUUUCAGUCUGCAGUACAGAUUUAAUCACACAUUGUUAAUUCAUUAAAACAUUAUUUUACUUGGUUUCAUAAUUGAAUAAUUUGAUUUCAUGCCAGAUGCCAUCAGAGUCAUUUUUUGUAUUGUAAGGAAAAUAAAGUGGUUCUAUUAGCUUGAAAAGUGGCCUGUCAGUUUAGGCGGAUUGGGGCACUGCAUUAUUCAGAUGGCCUUAAUCUUCGUAUGUUACUGUCAAGAGGUUCAUCCAUUUUUCCACAGUGCUUUGUCCAGUCAGAUCACAUUAUACAUACAGUAUGUCUGGGGUAGAGGCUGGUUACAGAAGAUACUGAAGUAAGGUAGCAAACCUGGAUUGCUUUGUAAGCAUUCUGCUUCGCAAAUGAAUAUGUGAAAAGCAUUCAUUGUGAAUAUACAAUGCAAACAAUAUAAUUCAAAAUAAAGCCGUUCAUUUCAUGUACUGCCAUUUUGGAUGUUGGCCAUUUGUAGAAAUUAAAAGAUGUGUUCAAAACA
Messenger RNA from Anguilla anguilla (European eel), 1258 nucleotides. RefSeq names its product 40S ribosomal protein S10-like. Gene Ontology annotation, molecular function: structural constituent of ribosome; RNA binding. NCBI's taxonomy places the organism in Eukaryota, Metazoa, Chordata, Actinopteri, Anguilliformes, Anguillidae. The coding region runs from base 102 to 602 and encodes 166 amino acids. The transcript is spliced from 6 exons. The record is from RefSeq and is a predicted model, not a curated record. Gene Ontology annotation, cellular component: cytosolic small ribosomal subunit.